UGGGUUUAGAGCCGUUAGAGCUGUAACUGUAGAGCUGUAGCGCUAGAGAGCUGUGCACCCGCCAUGCCGGAGCUGACUUCCAAGGGCACGACCAUUUCCAAGAAGGGCUUCAAGAAAGCUGUAACCAAAACCCAGAAGAAGGAAGGCAAGAAGCGCAAGCGAUGCCGCAAGGAGAGCUAUUCCAUUUACAUUUACAAGGUGCUGAAGCAGGUGCACCCCGACACCGGUAUCUCUUCCAAGGCCAUGAGCAUCAUGAAUUCCUUCGUCACUGACAUCUUCGAGCGCAUCGCGGGCGAGGCGUCGCGCCUGGCACAUUACAACAAGCGCUCGACUAUCACGUCCCGGGAGAUCCAGACGGCCGUGCGCCUGCUGCUGCCCGGGGAGCUGGCCAAGCACGCCGUGUCCGAGGGCACCAAGGCCGUCACCAAGUACACCAGCUCCAAGUAGACUCGCCAAUGAUGUCUGCCAGCCAGCACAGGAGCCAGGCCUGGGCAGUCUUCCCUUAAGAGGCUUGAUAGGAAUCCUCAACAGAAUACACUGUCCCCUAUCCAUUUACAAAGUACCUUGAGACUCACGUCAUCAAGAGCUCUUCAGUUACUGUCCUCACUUUUGGCAAGUCCACCCUCCUAGGCAUUUCUCUGUCGGAUCAGGGAGUGUGGAACAGAGAGGGUGGUGGUUAGUGCACGAGGUUCUAGGAUCACAGAUCUGAGUGUGCCUAACUUUCUUCCCUAAAUGACGCGUUGAGGGGAAGGACUAGGACUCUGAGUUUAUUUAUUUGUUGAGAGCCUCAGAAAGUGAGCUUCAGAGAGUGACAGGUACUUGGGGAAGAGCUCAGUGAGCAGGAGAGAAAUAAUCUUUGACCUCACAGGGCUCCGAGUCGAAAAUGGACAUUUCAAUGGGAGUCUCACAGACUAACAGAAAGGGCAAACCUCUGUCUGAAGGUCACUUUAGCAUUGCCAAAAGUCAAAUGGAUUUAAUCUUGACUAGGACAAUGACAAGGGAAGAGGACGUGGCUAGAGGGAGAGAAGAUUCGAUGUGCAGGAAAAAAA
Messenger RNA from Herpailurus yagouaroundi (jaguarundi), 1049 nucleotides. Its product is annotated as histone H2B type 1-A. NCBI's taxonomy places the organism in Eukaryota, Metazoa, Chordata, Mammalia, Carnivora, Felidae. The coding region runs from base 64 to 447 and encodes 127 amino acids. The record is from RefSeq and is a predicted model, not a curated record. Gene Ontology annotation, cellular component: nucleosome. Gene Ontology annotation, molecular function: DNA binding; protein heterodimerization activity; structural constituent of chromatin. The transcript is spliced from 2 exons.